AUGUCGAAGUCAAGUCUUCCUCAUUGGAAAACCACUUUGCUGCAUAGAUCCCCUACUGUCAAUGGCUUCGAUGAAUUCAAAGCUCUCAUUCAGCGUCCUCAAGUUCUCAAUGGUAUUGCUGGAUGUGAAGAUCGGUGGGAAUCAGCACUGUUGUCUUUACUGACACAUGGGCUCCGCAACAAUGGCAGCCAUCUCGACCACAACAACAGCUUCUACCAAUUGACUUCGGAUCACUACCGCACUGGUGUCUCAAAGACUCAGCCAAGUCUAACGCAGGAGAAGAUUGGUAAUUGGCAUUCUCAAACUUUACACACCGAGCACAUUUUGCAUUGUAUAUUUGAUCUGCACAUGUGGUGCACCAUUCUAGACAGGUUGACAGGUGGAUCUACCAUUGUAUUGCAUCACCCUGGUGCUACAUCUCCAAACGUGAACAUUGCGCCUGAAACACUCAAAGCUAACAUAUACAUCAACCCUAAUGUCCUUGAAGAGCACCAUGAGCUCCAUGCAGUGGUUGCUCAGAUCACCCAACUCUUUCUUUCCGACUAUGCUACUCUGCUUGCAAAUGCAUUUGCAGACACCCGCACUCGGCACAAGUGGGGUAAUUCCACGAUGGCUCAGACCCCUACAAAGGGAAAGGCCCGAACAGAAGACCUCAUCAUGCCCCUCAUUCCCCGCCCAAUUGUGCCAACCUCUGCACACUUCAUCUUUCCUGGUCGUCCUGCAGGCUCCCUGGAAUGGCUGUUGAGUUCCAGUGAUUAUGUCUUGUCACACGCACCAUCCUUCGAUAACGAUACUAUCAAAUGGAAGCCGCAUCAAAUUGGUUUGGUGCAAGGUCGAAGGGAUGUGCCUGCUGCCGGGGUUGGAGGGUACUUCAACCACUAUGACACAUACUGA
Molecule: messenger RNA, 894 nt
Organism: Suillus clintonianus
Lineage: Eukaryota; Fungi; Basidiomycota; Agaricomycetes; Boletales; Suillaceae
Exons: 3
Coding region: 1-894 (297 amino acids)
Source: RefSeq, a predicted model, not a curated record